This is a messenger RNA of Drosophila subpulchrella, 698 nucleotides long. Its product is annotated as protamine-like protein 99C. NCBI's taxonomy places the organism in Eukaryota, Metazoa, Arthropoda, Insecta, Diptera, Drosophilidae. The record is from RefSeq and is a predicted model, not a curated record. The coding region runs from base 127 to 666 and encodes 179 amino acids. The transcript has 2 exons. Gene Ontology annotation, biological process: sperm DNA condensation; spermatogenesis.
AAAAUAAAAUAUCCUAGGUAGCUGGGAGAACGGCUUCUAAAUCAAAAUCAGUAUUCGCAUUAGUAUUCAAGUGUAGACAUUGUCGUGAACGGGAAACCAAAUUGUAUUUUUACACACAUUAAAACUAUGGACGGGAGAAAAGGUGGAAAAGCACUUCGAAAAACAACUGGCUCCCUGAACUUAUCGACAGAAUUAAAAAAGCAAUCCUACGGGAUUUCCCCACAGAACGGGAUACGUUUCGGAGCAAGAGAAUGGAACUAUAUGACCCUCUUUACAAAAUCGAAAGAAACUAUGACCGUUAUAAAGAGUGCUCCUCAGGAGUUUGAGAGUCAGUCCCAUGGGGAAAGCCCCGGAAAAUCUGAGCUGAAGAGGGAGUCCAGGAACCAGAAGGAAAGGAAGAUAUCCAAGUCCAUCAAGCGCCUGGUUAAGAAAAAACCGAGUCCUGUGCUAAAGAUUCGCCACAAAAGUCCUUUGGGCUCAGCGGUGGCCUAUAUUCAUUAUAUGCGCAAGUUUCAAUCACUAAAUUCUCAUUUGUCGGGCCCUGAACUAUUGAACAAGGCAGCUCGUGUUUGGUGCGUUCUGACUGAAAGUCAGCGCAAGCAAUUUGAUCUAAAUUUAAAGGUUUAUAAGAGAAGUAAUGGCUACAAUUUUCUAAAGAUUGUGUAAACUGGACCGAAAACACUUUGUAAAUAAAAGGA